This is a messenger RNA of Peromyscus maniculatus bairdii (prairie deer mouse), 1739 nucleotides long. It is a transcript of the gene Mutyh, whose product is annotated as mutY DNA glycosylase. The record is from RefSeq and is a predicted model, not a curated record. Gene Ontology annotation, cellular component: nucleus. Lineage: Eukaryota; Metazoa; Chordata; Mammalia; Rodentia; Cricetidae. Gene Ontology annotation, molecular function: 4 iron, 4 sulfur cluster binding; 8-oxo-7,8-dihydroguanine DNA N-glycosylase activity; adenine/guanine mispair binding. Gene Ontology annotation, biological process: base-excision repair; mismatch repair.
GGGGCCCGGCCGAGUGCGGAGCGCGGGCCUUGCGCGCGCUGAGUGUCUAUUGGCUGAGCGUCCGGACCGAGCGAAGCCACGCCCCUUGGCGGGUUCUCUGGGGCUGCGGGUUGGAGACUGCGCACCAGGUUAUCAUGAAGAAGCUACGAGCGUCUGUAAGGAGUCACAGGAAGCCACUAGCCAACCACGAGAGAAGGAGAAAAUGUGCCCUCAGCAGUAGCCAGGCCACGCCCUCUGCCUCUGAUGGCCAGGCCAAGCCGAAGAGAGAAGAGUUACUGCAGGCCUCCGUCUCCCCGUACCAUCUGUUCAGGGACAUGGCCGAUGUCACGACUUUCCGAAGGAACUUGCUCAGCUGGUAUGACCAAGAGAAGCGGGACCUACCUUGGAGGAGAUGGGUCAAGGAGGAGGCCAAUUUGGACAGGCGGGCCUAUGCUGUGUGGGUGUCAGAGGUCAUGCUGCAGCAGACCCAGGUCGCCACAGUGAUCGACUAUUACACCCGAUGGAUGCAGAAGUGGCCAACACUUCAGGACCUGGCCAGUGCUUCCCUGGAGGAGGUGAACCAGCUUUGGUCUGGCCUGGGCUACUAUUCUCGAGGCCGUCGGCUGCAAGAGGGAGCUAGGAAGGUGGUGGAGGAGCUGGGAGGUCACAUGCCACGGACAGCAGAGACCCUGCAGCAGCUCCUGCCUGGCGUGGGGCAGUACACAGCCGGAGCCAUUGCUUCGAUGGCCUUUGACCAGGUGACUGGUGUGGUGGAUGGGAAUGUUUUACGGGUGCUCUGCCGUGUCCGUGCCAUUGGUGCCGAUCCCAGCAGCACCCUUGUCUCUCAUCACCUCUGGAGCCUAGCUCAUCGGCUGGUGGAUCCAGCCCGGCCGGGGGACUUCAAUCAAGCAGCCAUGGAGCUGGGGGCCACGGUCUGUACCCCCCAGCACCCUCUCUGCAGCCGGUGCCCUGUGCAGAGCUUGUGCCAGGCAUACCAGCGGGUGGAGCGGGAACAGCGCUCAGCCUUGCCAGGCAGUCCUGACAUAGAGGAGUGUGCUCUCAAGACUAGACAGUGCCAGCUUUGCCUACCUCCCACUAAACCCUGGGACCCCGCUCUGGGAGUGACCAACUUUCCUCGAAAGGCCAGCCGUAAGCCUCCCAGGGAGGAGUACUCUGCCACUUGUAUUCUGGAGCACCCCAGAGCCACUGGGAGUCCCCUCAUCCUGCUGGUCCAAAGGCCUAACUCAGGUCUGCUGGCAGGACUGUGGGAGUUCCCAUCUGUCACCUCGGAGCCCUCGGAACAGCACCAGCACGAAGCCCUUCUGCAGGAGCUGCAGCGCUGGUCUGGACCCCUCCCAGGCGCUCGUCCCCAGCACCUGGGGGAGGUGAUCCACAUCUUCUCCCACAUCAAACUGACGUAUCAGGUGUAUAGUCUGGCCCUAGAAGGACAGACCCCAGUGGCCCCCGCACCUCCUGGCGCUCGAUGGUUGACUUGGGAGGAAUUCCACAGUGCAGCUGUCUCCACCGCCAUGAAAAAGGUGUUCCGUGUCUAUGAGGACCAUCAGCGAGGGACCCGCAAGGGUUCUAAAAGGCCCCGGAUGUCUACUCCAUCAAGCCGGAAAAAACCCAGCCGGGGCCAGCAAGUCCUGGAUAGUUUCUUUCAGCCUCGUAUUCCCACAGACACACCCAACAGUACAGCCCAGUGAUUCCCCCAGGAAGCCCACCCCAAAUCCAGUCUUAAUAAAAUGCUUAUUUUUGUA